UCUGUGACGUAGAUCGCAUGACUAAUGGCAAAUGGCUGCUUCAGGGCAGCAGAGAGCUUUCGCUCAAAAGCUAAAUAAGCAAGGUGCAGCAGAGGUGAGGAAGCAGGUGUCCUCCACUAUACUGUAUGCACCGUCAGACCUUGCACGGAGUGUCAGUGGUCUCAACCUCACAGUUCCACUCAGUGAUGUUGUAGACCCCCCAGACUUUGAAGAUUUUGUUAUACAGAACCAGUGCACUGUUGAAAGAGACCCUUUUAAAGACCUGAUCUUAUAUCCCGAAGAUGACAUUGAUGUCCACCCAUUACCGAAAAGAUGCCGCACAGUCAACCCAAUUGUACCAGAGACAGGGGCUGAUGCAGAUGCUCAUGUCUUUGACUGUGCAAGGAGGUACACAGCUGAUUAUACCACCGUAACACGCAGGUAUCAGCGGUACAGCUCCAGUGUGUGUAAUAAAGAGAAGCUAAACGACCACAAUGACUUGGUGGUGCAGGAGUACGAGGUGGACGCUGAGGAAACCAUGACAGACCAGGACAAGGAGAACUCCAACAAACGGCAGUCAAUCCAUAUAAAUGAUACGCCACGUGGGAGCUGGGCCAGCAGUAUAUUUGACCUGAAACAGUCGCAGGCCGACAGUCUCCUUCCAAACCUGUUUGACCGGGUCAGCUACGAAGAGAUUGAUCAAAAGAAUUCAGAACAGAGACAGGAAAAUCGACAGGACUCCCUUUUUAGUUUAUAUCAGAUGCAGGAGGAGGAAGACUUGAUAGAGCGCCGAGCCCCAGCACAGAUACCACAGGAACAUUUUGGCCACAGGAUUUUAGUCAAGUGUAUCAACCUCAAACUGGAAUUGGAGUUUGAGCCACUGUUUGCUACUAUGGCCCUAUAUGAUGCAAAGGAAAAGAAGAAGAUAUCUGAGAACUUUUACUUCGACCUUAACCCAGAUAGCUUGAAGCAGAUGGUUCGUGGCCAUAACCCAAGCCAGGAUGUGUCUACAAUGAGUCGAGCCUGUAUCUUCAGCAUCACAUACCCCUCACCAGAUGUGUUCUUAGUCAUAAGGUUGGAGAAAGUGUUACAGCAGGGAGAUAUCGGGGAGUGUGCCGAGCCCUAUAUGAAGGAAGACAAGGCUAAGGAAGACAAACUACGUGGCAAUGCAGCCCAGUUCUGUGAGAGACUAGGGAAGUACAGAAUGCCUUUUGCCUGGACAGCUAUCUAUCUGAUGAAUAUAGUGAGUGGAGCAGGCAGUCUAGAACGAGAGGCCUCAGUGGACAAGAUAGAUACAGACACCUACAGGACAGCCAGCUUAGACAGGAGAAGUUCCGGUGUACCUGGGCAGUAUGACAGUUUCCGUAAACGUGCUCGGGAUGAGAGUGCAUCUCGUCGUGGGUCCAUGGACAGAGGGAGGCCAGGGUAUGAGAAGAGGGGCAGUUCUCCUGAUGAUUAUGGAUCAAGUCUGGACAAUUUCAGACCAGUUACCCUCACUGUCUCCAGCUUCUUCAAACAGGAGGCUGAUAAGCUGAGUGAUGAGGAUCUGUACAAGUUCCUGGCAGACUUAAAACGACCCUCCAGUAUACUGAAGAGAGUCAAGUGUAUUCCAGGUUCCCUGAAGUUAGACAUCUCCAUGUGUCCUGCUGAACCUCGCUACACACUUACACCUGAACUGUGGAAGGUUGAGCCGUACCCUGACGACAAGAACAGACCUACCAAAGAAAUUUUGGAGUUCCCUUCUCGGGAAGUGUUCAACCCCUACUGCACCUACAGAAAUCUGUUGUUCAUCUACCCCAAGAGCUUGAACUUUGCUAACAGACAGGGUUCAGCCAGAAACUUAGCAGUCAAAGUCCAGUUCAUGAAUGGAGAAGAGGAUACAGCUGCCCUUCCUGUGAUAUUUGGGAAGUCUAACUGUCCGGAGCUGUCCAGAGAAGCCUACACAUCUGUAACCUACCACAACAAGUCCCCUGAUUUCUAUGAGGAGAUCAAAGUCAAACUGCCUGCCAAACUGACAGACGUACACCACCUGUUGUUUACAUUCUACCAUCUGAGCUGUCAGAACAAAAAAAAUGAACCUGUUCCUAUAGAAGUGGCUGUCGGCUAUACCUGGCUACCUUUGUGCAGGGAUGGCAGACUGAUGGUUGGGGAGUUCAACCUCCCAGUAUCUGUGGACAAGCUCCCUCCUAGCUACUCCAUCCUCUUUCCAGAUACGGCUCUAACAGGGAUGAAGUGGGUGGACAACCACAAAGGAUUUUUCCAGGUAUCCAUACAGUCUACAUCAUCUGUCCACACUCAGGAUGACAGACUGGAGAAAUUUCUCGGCCUCUGUCGCCUGGCACAGGAUCAGAAGCUUCCACCUCGUAAGAACGAGUCCCAGUUUGAGAUGGAGCUGAAGUACAGUCUUGGAGAGAUACACCUGGUGAAGGGAGAGAAUCUAGUCCAGUUUCUACCCCUAAUACUGGACAAACUCAUACAGCUCCUGGUGCGGCCUCCUGUCAUGUCUGGACAAGCCAUGACUAUAGGACAGGCUGUGUUUGAGACCCUGGUGCAGAUUGUGAAGAAGGUACAUGAACUGUUGGAAGAAAAGAAUGACCACAAUGGUCGGAAUUCCUUACUGGCCUCCUACGUACACUAUUGUUCAUCUCUCCCACACCCAGGCAUGGUCCAUCAAACAACCUUACCAAACCUGAAUUCUUCAUCUGGAUAUAACACUCUGGGGCGACCCUCAUCACUGCCGGUGUCCAAGCAGCCGUACCAGAGGAGCAACAGUAACCCUGACUUGGCUGGCAGUACCCCUACUAGUCCUGAUAACGAGGUCCAAGGCAUCAUUGGUGGUAGUGGGCGUUACCUAGACAGGACUGGCAGUAUGAAAGGAAAUGANAAUACCCUAUUUGAAAACAGUAAAUAUGAUGUUUUUUUGUAGACGGUUCAUGAAGAGCUAACACUACAGUGGUUGGUUCUAAGUGGCCCCGUUCGUGAAGUUGCCCUUGCUCACUCCUGGUUCUUCUUUGAGCUUAUUAUAAAAAGUAUAGCUGAACACCUGGCUAAGACGGACAGGCUGAGCAUCCCACGUCAGAUGAGAUUUCCCGACCACUUCAUAGACGAUAUCAACUCUCUCAUCGGCACCUUCAUGCGUGACAUCCUAGACAGGUACAUCAAGGACCCACCACUAAUCCGAAGCCUCAACACCAGUUUGGCGUUCUUCCUACAUGAUCUAAUUUCCUACAUGGAUAGAGGCUAUGUGUUCCAGCUCAUACGCCAGUACUGCAAAACAAUUUCAGACAGGCUGCGUACCUUGGCUGACGGUACGACUCUGAUGCUGUUGAGACUCGACUUUAUCCGUAUUAUCUGCAGCCAUGAGCAUUUCUUUCCCUUGAAUCUUCCAUUUGCCACUCCACUGACCCCGUCCGGUAACUCAUCGAGCCCGACCCCCAGCAUCUCCAGCAUCACCUCCGCCACGUCCUACACCUCGACCAGCACCCUGACAGACAAAGGCCGCUUCUACGAGCUCACCCUGGAGUUCCGACAACAACAUUUCUUAGUGGGCCUCAUGUUAUCUGACCUUGCCGUGGCACUGGAGACAUUCCACCCUGCCAUACACCAGCGUGCUAUCACCAUGGUAUGUAACAUGUUGUACAACCACGACCUGGACGUACGCUACACAGACCCAGAGAUGAAGAGCAGACUAGCUGCCCUAUACAUGCCCCUCAUAGGCAUAGUAAUAGAUGCCCUCUCUCAGCUGUACGACCCCAGGGUCGAAGGUCGGUACAGAAACUCGGGAAACUUUGAGGAUGAUGAAGGGGAUAAAAUCAGCCAUCGAGUUGCCAUGGCAAUAGCUGGAGGAGAAGGUGUGUUUGGAGGCAGAGUCUCUGAAACUCCUCACUCCAGCAACAGCAAGGCCAAAAAGUGUCCCCUGAGUGCGGAAUGCACGCGCAACCUGCUCAUCUGUUUUAUGUGGGUGCUGAAGAAUGCAGACCAGACGGUUCUGCGACAGUGGUGGACUGACCUCAACAUCGGUGUCCUCAGCCAACUGCUCGAGGUCGUCUACUUUGCCAUCUCCAAUUUUGAAUACAAGGGGAAAUGGACAGUGGUCAACACGAUUAGGCCCCACCUCUCUGUAUCCACGGAAACACUGGCUGAUUGGCAGGAAAGCCCGACUAAUAUGGGCUCUCGACCCAAAAGUGCAAGUCUACCCAAAUCCUAUGAGCAGAUCUGGGAGGGCAUUCAGCGAAAAUCACAGGACCUUCUGAAGGGGCCCGGAUCCCUUCUAAACAGAAGUUUUAGCAAAGACGACCCCUACAAUCAGGGUAAGAAGAGUCUCUCACAAUGCUCACAACAGACACUGAAGAAGAGUGUUGACAUGAAGUCACGCCUGGAGGAGGCCAUUCUUGGUAACCUCAAUGCUCGCACAGAGAUGAUGCUGAGGAGGAAGCAGAUUCCUUAUUCUCAAGGUGAUAGAACACCCCCAUCUGGACCAGCAGGGGGAGAUAACCGGCUGCGCUGGAGAAAGGACCAGCUCCAAUGGAAACCUUCGUAUGAGACAUUUGACAGCUCUAAACCACGGGACAUUGAGGCUGAUGCUCACAUAGAGGGAAAUCUAGCAGCAGAAAUCAGUAUGAUAGAACUGGAUACUCUUGAACUCAUUGUACAGAUCGCACAGAAUUUGGAGCAUAUCCCCUUGCUCAGCUGUGCAUUGAAGGUGCUCCUCCAUGCCUUCAGUCUCAACCAGAGCUCUGUGGUCCUGGAGAACAUGUUUGCUACCCAGCGGUCCCUUGUCACAAAGUUCCUGGACCCGCUGUUUGAGGAGGAGACUGAGCAGUGUGCUGACCUUUGUCUGAGACUCCUACGUCACUGUAGCUCCUGUAUAGCAAACACUCGCUCUCAGGCCAGCGCAUCACUCUACAUGCUUAUGAGGCAGAACUUCGAACUUGGGAACAAUUUUGCACGAGUGAAAAUGCAAGUAACCAUGUCCCUGAGUUCACUGGUCGGACAAAACCAGAACUUCAAUGAGGAAUACCUCCGCAAAUCCCUGAAGACCAUCCUCACUUACGCUGAAGCUGAUGUUGAUCUGCAGGAAAACACCUUCCCGGAGCAGGUGAAGGACCUAGUGUUCAAUCUCCACAUGAUCCUGUCUGACACGGUGAAGAUGAAGGAGUUCCAGGAGGACCCAGAGAUGCUGCUAGAUCUGAUGUAUCGUAUCGCCAAGGGUUACCAGAACUCUCCCGACCUCCGCCUCACCUGGCUACAAAACAUGGCCAGCAAACACAGUGAGCGAGGGAACCAUGCUGAAGCGGCCCACUGUCUGAUCCACGCUGCCGGCCUGAUCGCAGAAUACCUGGACAUGUUGGAGGACAAACCCUACCUACCUGUUGGAUGUGUGGAUUUCCAGAAAAUUACACCAAAUGUUUUGGAGGAGAGUGCCGUGUCUGAUGACGUGGUUUCGCCUGAUGAAGAGGGUAUCUGUACGGGGAAGUACUUUACAGAGAGUGGUCUAGUAGGACUACUAGAACAGGCUGCCAGCUCUUUUACCAUGGCUACUAUGUAUGAAGCCAUCAAUCAUGUCUACAAGAUCCUCAUCCCCAUACAUGAGGCUCACAGAGACUUCAAAAAGCUUGGAGUCAUCCACAGUAAGCUUCACGAUGCCUUCAACACCAUCAUACGACAGGAGGGAAAGAGAGUGUUUGGUACCUACUUCCGAAUUGGAUUCUAUGGCCACAAGUUUGGCGACCUGGACGGAGAGGAGUUUGUGUACAAGGAGCCAGCCAUUACCAAACUUCCUGAGAUAUCACACAGGCUAGAGAGUUUCUAUGGCGACAGAUUUGGACAUGACAAAACCACCAUCAUCAAAGACUCCAACACAGUUGAAAGAGAUAAGCUAGACCCAGGCAUAGCCAGUAUACAGAUCACCUAUGUUGAGCCCUACUUUGACCUGUACGAGUAUCGGGAAAGGCUGACCUAUUUUGACAAGAACUACAACAUCAAGAGAUUUAUGUACGCUACGCCCUUCACCCUUGACGGUCGAGCCCACGGAGAUAUAUUUGAACAAUACAAGAGGAAGACAAUCCUGACCACCAGUCACACCUUCCCAUACGUCAAGACACGUAUGGCCGUCAUCAACCGGGAACAGGUCAUCCUGUCUCCUAUAGAAGUUGCCAUAGAGGAUAUUCAGAAGAAGACAAAAGAACUCGCCAAAGCGUUGUGGUCAGAACCAGUAGACACUAAAAUCCUUCAGAUGGUUCUGCAGGGUUGUCUGGGCACAACUGUCAACCUAGGGCCAGCAGAGGUGGCACUGGUCUUCCUCAAGCCUGUGAUGGAAGGCACUGCCGUAGCUACCAAACACCACAACAAACUCCGUCUCUCCUUCAAGGAUUUCCUCAAAAAGUAA
This is a messenger RNA of Mizuhopecten yessoensis (Yesso scallop), 6367 nucleotides long. Its product is annotated as dedicator of cytokinesis protein 7-like. The transcript is spliced from 46 exons. Gene Ontology annotation, biological process: small GTPase-mediated signal transduction; positive regulation of GTPase activity. Lineage: Eukaryota; Metazoa; Mollusca; Bivalvia; Pectinida; Pectinidae. Gene Ontology annotation, molecular function: guanyl-nucleotide exchange factor activity. The record is from RefSeq and is a predicted model, not a curated record.